GGCCGCUGGGUCAGUGCGGGGAAACCGAAAGUGGGCGGCGCCCGCGGCUGUGGCCCUGGCUGAGACGGCGGCGGGAGCUGGACCCAGGAGCGCGGGGACGGGCCAUCGGCCCCCGGAACUAGGUGAAGAUGCUGGAAGCAGAUCUGGUUUCGAAGAUGCUGCGGGCUGUUCUGCAGUCUCAUAAGAAUGGAAUCGCACUCCCCCGGCUCCAAGGAGAGUACAGAUCCUUGACUGGAGACUGGAUCCCGUUCAAGCAGCUGGGUUACCCUACGCUAGAAGCCUACCUGAGAAGUGUGCCAGCAGUUGUCAGGAUAGAGAUUAGUAGAUCUGGAGAGAUAACCUGCUAUGCUGUGGCGUGCACAGAAACUGCGAGAAUUGCCCAACUUGUGGCUCGCCAGAGGAGUUCUAAAAGGAAAGUGGGGAGGCAAGUUAAUUGCCAGAUGAGAGUGAAGAAAACCAUGCCGUUUUUUCUAGAAGGAAAACCAAAAGCAACGCUCAGACAACCAGGAUUUUCUUCAGAUUUUUCUGUCAACAAGAAGCCUCCUCCAGCACUGUUAAGAGAUAAAGGAAACUCUCUUGGAGUUAAGUCUGGUGCCGAAAUGCCACCUUAUACAGUACACACGACUCUUGGAAGCGAAGUAGUGAAAAAUGUUCCCACGCAGAGACACGUGACCUUGUCUCCCAACAGCAGGUUUAGUCCAAAGGCAUCUCUUCCACCAGCUUUUCAGAUGCAUCUAUCAAGACCCAGUAGUAAGGAAAUGAACGAUAAUUUAAAUCAGACUGUUGAAAAACCAAAUGUCACGCCUCCUGCCUCUUACAUUUAUAAACUGGAUGAGGUUCAAAAUCGCAUAAAGGAAAUACUAGACAAGCAUAACAAUGGCAUUUGGAUAUCUAAGCUUCCACAUUUUUACAAAGAGUUAUAUAAAGAAGAACUUAAUCAAGGAAUUUUACAACAAUUUGAACACUGGCCUCAUAUUUGCACGGUGGAAAAACCAUGCAGUGGUGGUCAAGAUUUACUUCUUUAUCCAGCUAAGAGAACACAGCUUUCAGGAAGUGAACUGGACAAUGAAAAAGUGCCUCCAUCCUCACUACCUGCUCCAAAACAAACACCAACAUUAAAAGGGUGUCCAGCAGUUAUGCCAGAAGACUUCAAAGAGAAAGUUGCAGAGCUGCUGGAGAAAUACUCAAAUGGGCUUUGGGCCAGUGCACUCCCGAAAGCAUUUGAGGAUAUGUAUAAAAUGAAAUUCCCUAAGGAUGCCUUAAAAAAUCUUGCGUCACUUUCUGAUGUAUGCACCAUAGACUACAUUUCUGCAAAUCCCCAGAAAGCCAUUCUCUAUGCUAAACUUCCAGUGCCCGCUGAUAAAAUCCUCAAUGACGCAGUGCAAGCACAGGGUGAUUGUGAUAUCAAGUCUAUGAUUGAACAAGAAUAUUUGCAGAUAGAAGGAAGCAUUGCUGAAAGAGGUGAUACCUUAAUGGAGUAUGUAACAGUUCCUCCUUUAAUCAUUCCAACCGAGGCAUCCCCAUCUGUGCUGGUGGUGGAACUGAGCAACACAAAUGAAGUGGUUAUCAGGUAUGUGGGAAAAGACUAUUCUGCUGCUCAAGAAUUAAUGGAAGAUGAGAUGAAGGAAUACUACAGUAAGAACCCUAAGGUUGCACCAGUUCAGGCUGUACACAUUGGGCAUUUGCUGGCAGUAAAUGCCGAAGAAGACGCUUGGUUACGGGCACAGAUCAUCUCAGCAGAGGACAACAAAAUAAAGGUAUGCUAUGUUGACUAUGGUUUUAGUGAAAAUAUUGAAAAGAGCAAAGCAUACAGAUUGAAUCCUAAGUUCUGUUCACUCCCAUUUCAGGCUACAAAGUGCAAGCUAGCAGGAUUGGAAGUUCUAAGUGAUGACCCUGACUUAGUGAAGGUGGUUGAAUCUUUAACUUGUGGAAAGAUCUUUGCAGUGGAAAUACUCGACAAAGGUGACAUUCCACUUGUUGUUCUGUAUGAUACCUCAGGAGAAGAUGAUAUCAAUAUCAAUGCCACCUGCCUAAAGGCCAUAUGUGACAAGUCGCUAGAAGUUCACCUUCAGGUGGAUGCCAUGUACACAAGUGUCAAAGUGACCAAUAUUUGCUCUGAUGGAACACUGUACUGCCAGGUGCCUUGUAAGGGUCUGAACAAACUCAACGACCUUCUACAUAAGAUAGAGGACUACUUCCAUUGUAAGCACAUGACCUCCGAAUACUUCAUUUCAUUACCCUUCUGUGGGAAAAUCUGCCUCUUCCAUUGCAAAGGAAAAUGGUCACGAGUAGAGAUCACAAACGUUCACAGUAGCCGGGCUCUCGAUGUUCAGUUCCUGGACUCUGGUACCGUAACAUCUGUGAAGGUGUCAGAGCUCCGGGAAAUCCCACCGCGGUUCCUCCAAGAAAUGAUUGCCAUACCACCGCAGGCUAUAAAGUGCUGUUUAGCAGAUCUUCCACAGUCUAUUGGCAUGUGGACACCAGAUGCUGUGCUUUGGCUAAGAGACUCUGUUUUGAAUUGCUCGGACUGUAGCAUAAAGGUUACAAAAGUGGAUGAAAUCAAAGGGAUUACAUAUAUUUAUUUAUUUACCCCUAAGAAUUUCCCUGAUCCUCACCGCAGUAUUAAUCGCCAGAUUACGAACGCAGACUUGUGGAAGCAUCAGAAGGAUGUGUUUCUGAGUGCCAUAUCCAGUGGAGCGGGCUCUCCCAACAGCAAAAAUGGCAACACCCCUGUGUCAGGCAGUACUGGAGAGGGUUUCAGAAAGAGCCUCAGUGAUACCAUCAAAAAGUCCGUGGUGGACCAGCCCAGCCCUUCCUCCGAGGAAGAACUGCCACCUCCUGUCCAGUUGUCGAAACCAGGGGAACACAUGGAUGUGUACGUGCCUGUGGCCUGUCACCCAGGGUACUUUGUCAUCCAGCCUUGGCAAGAGAUACAUAAGUUGGAAGUUCUGAUGGAGGAGAUGAUUCUAUAUUACAGUGUGUCUGAAGAACGCCACGUAGCCCUGGAAAAAGACCAAGUGUAUGCUGCCAAAGUGGAAAAUAAGUGGCACAGAGUGCUUUUAAAAGGAGUCUUGACCAAUGGACUGGUAUCCGUUUAUGAGCUGGACUACGGCAAGCACGAAUUAGUCAACAUAAGAAAAGUACAGCCCCUAGUGGACAUAUUCCGAAAGCUGCCCUUCCAAGCAGUCACAGCUCAGCUCGCAGGAGUGAAGUGCAGCCAGUGGUCUGAGGAGGCUUCGAUGGUAUUUCGAAAUCACGUGGAGAAGAAACCUCUGGUGGCACUGGUGCAGACGGUUAUUGAAAACACUAACCCUUGGGACCGGAAAGUCGUGGUCUAUUUAGUGGACACAUCGCUGCCAGACACUGAUAUCUGGAUUCACGACUUCAUGUCAGAGUAUCUGGUAGAGCUUUCAAAAGUUAAUUAAGCGCUGCUUUCUGAGAGCUUAACAACUAAUUCAGAUUUUUUUAGCAAUAACGAAAUGUAGUAGGCUUAAAAAAAAUCUUAUCUCCGCUGUAUGGCUCUGAUGCUUGUUUGUGGGGGAUUGAAGAGAAUAUGCUUAUGUUUAAUGAAAGAUAUUUAAUAACAAGUUUUGUUUUAACAGAGUUGGCUUUUCAAAGAAAAUUGCUCUUGAAUUAUUACUGUAAUAUUAGAAUAAAAAUGUUUAUCAGUGUAAAAACUGGCUCCCUCG
Loxodonta africana (African savanna elephant) is the source of this 3689-nucleotide messenger RNA. It is a transcript of the gene TDRD7, whose product is annotated as tudor domain containing 7. Lineage: Eukaryota; Metazoa; Chordata; Mammalia; Proboscidea; Elephantidae. The coding region runs from base 129 to 3425 and encodes 1098 amino acids. The record is from RefSeq and is a predicted model, not a curated record. The transcript has 17 exons.